AUGGAGAAGAAGAAAAUUCUAAUGAAAUCCAAAGUUGCUGCUUCCAACCUUCUGAGGGCGCUGCAUUCGCUCUAUCAGUUCGGUCACCUCUGUGAUGUGAGGGUCCAUACGGAGCACCUCGGGAUCCAGGAGGAGUUUCUGGUUCAUAAGGCAGUCUUGGCUGCUUCCAGCAAUUAUUUUAAAGGGCUUUUUCUUCACGGUGAGAUGUUGGAUGCUAAGAAUUGCACCGUGACUCUACAGGACAUUUACACAGAAGAAUUCACCUCCUUUCUGGAAUUUGUCUACACUGCAGAAGUAGAGAUUGACGCAGAAAAGUUGCAUCGGAUGAAGGAGGUAGCCGAGAGACUCGAGUGCAAGGAUUUGCUUGACAUUUGUGAAGAAAUGAAGGCAGAGGGUAGAAAAGCCUUAGAUUUGAGUGUCCAUUUGAAAGGUCAGAUAUGUGAAAAUGGUGGGUCCCAGUGCGCUCGUGUCCAGCAAGCAGAAGACAUUGAAGGGAAUGAUUCUUCCCAAAUUGGGGUGACAUCCAUGAAGAGAAAAUUUUGGGACAGCCAGGAAUGCAGAAAAUUGCUACCAGACUACGAGAUUGUUGAUGGACAACCUGCAAAUCCCAAUAAAGGUGGGACAGAUCUUCCAGAGUCAAAAGCUGGGAUGGUAAAGUCAGACAAACAGAACAAAAUAGAGACAGGUGAGAUGAUUAGCAUGGAUACAGUCAACCCAGAGGAAAAUAAGACAAGCCAUUGUGCCCUAAACCAGUCAAACUCAAAGGAAACCUGCAUAGUGAUUAAAAGUGUGCUUCCUGGCCAGGAGGAGGAUGAAAAUAGUUUAAUUUCUGAGCUCCCCAGUAAAACCGAACGUAGGAAAUCACCUCGCAACGUAUCAAAAGUCUUGCCACAAAUGUACACGUGUGAGAAGUGUAACCAGUCAUUCCAUUUCAUCAAACACUAUCAGUCGCACAUGGAGCUGGAACACGACAUCAACAUAGUGCUCAAACACAGCUGCAAUAUGUGCGACCAGCUCUUCUCGAAUCGCCAGAACCUCAGGCAGCACCGCCUCACGGUUCACAAUGACGAGCGACGCUUCCCCUGCGUGUUUUGUGAGAAGAGGUUCAAGCGCCCGAAGGAUAUAAAUGACCAUAUCCGGAGGGUGCAUGAAAAGAAAAGGAAUCCCCAGGCGUGUCCAUACUGCAACAAGGUUAUCAGCUCCAAAUGCGGCCUGACAGUUCACAUUCGAACCCACACUGGAGAGAAACCUUAUAAGUGUGAACGCUGCCCAGCCAGCUUUGCUCAGAGGUCUGCUUACAAUACCCAUGUAAGGUACAGCAUUUUGUAUGUGUGUGUGUCUGGGCAUUGA
Emys orbicularis (European pond turtle) is the source of this 1350-nucleotide messenger RNA. Its product is annotated as GDNF-inducible zinc finger protein 1-like. Bases 1 to 1350 code for a protein of 449 amino acids. Lineage: Eukaryota; Metazoa; Chordata; Testudines; Emydidae. Gene Ontology annotation, biological process: regulation of transcription by RNA polymerase II. Gene Ontology annotation, cellular component: nucleus. The record is from RefSeq and is a predicted model, not a curated record. The transcript has a single exon. Gene Ontology annotation, molecular function: DNA-binding transcription factor activity, RNA polymerase II-specific; protein binding.